This is a messenger RNA of Lineus longissimus, 1973 nucleotides long. RefSeq lists its product as uncharacterized. The transcript is spliced from 6 exons. The record is from RefSeq and is a predicted model, not a curated record. NCBI's taxonomy places the organism in Eukaryota, Metazoa, Nemertea, Pilidiophora, Heteronemertea, Lineidae. The coding region runs from base 402 to 1070 and encodes 222 amino acids.
UAACAUAAAACAUUAACAUCCAUUGCAAAAUUAAUUAAAAUGUGUCUUUUUUUCAGUCUGAAUAUGGCAACUCCUAGUCAGGCGUCAUCACCAGAUUCGCCGGUACGAUCAUCACAGGCAUCAACCCAAGAACCCUCAUCACCAAUCCCGAGCCUUGAUAGUGCCGUUACUGCUUGGAAGACAAACGUCCAGUGAAAAUUGGGAAAGCGACACGGAAGACGUCACGACACGCACCCACGUCUCCUGUAAAGAAGACAAGCAAGUUUCUGCAAAACAUCAGCUGAGACACUCAGACCUGCAACUGCAACAACAUCGAGAGCUGCAAGUGCAUCGCCAAUAGGAGGGACAACACCAGCAGUGCCCUCUCACAACAAUGAUGGUCAUCCGAUUGAAGUCUGAAUAUGGCAACUCCUAGUCAGGCGUCAUCACCAGAUUCGCCGGUACGAUCAUCACAGGCAUCAACCCAAGAACCCUCAUCACCAAUCCCGAGCCUUGAUAGUGCCGUUACUGCUGUGAGUGAAACAUCACUAUCCGAUUCUGAGGACUCGUCAGUGAUUUCUCAACUUCGAUUCGAUUGGCCCUUAUCAAGUUCUCCGAGCUCAGAGUCAGAAGUUUUUGGCGCACCAAGCAGUCCUAGUCCCAAGCAAUAUGACAGUGACACUUCUAGUUCGGGGGCAUCCUUCAUUUUUGGACCACCAAGGAAAACUGAAUUGUGUCUUGUAUGCCAUAGAGACAUGGAUCUUCAAAAUAGAGAAUGUUUUGAAUGGGAUGGUCCAUAUUCAAUAGAUGCCGGCACAGAAGCUGACAUGGUGGAUGAUACUCCGGAUGUGUUUGACAUUUCCUUUGCGGAUUCGUAUGUUUUUGGGGCACCAUCGGAUCUGCCUGAUGUGCCACACUCACCUGAUAGAGUGUCCACAGAUCACAGUCAGCUGACUCGACAGAAUGCCAGCAGCCAUGUGUGUGUGGAGGAGGAAAGCUCACUGAAGCAGACGUACCAGGAGCCAGACUGGGAAACUUCGAAAAGGCCAAGAAGACGGAAUUUCAGUUCUGGCUCAAGUGCCGAGGAUUGAAGUACAAGACAGCCGCAACAAGGGCUGUCUUGAUAAACAAUUAAGUUCAUAGUUCAUAGUUCAUAGUUGCAGCAUGCAGUGAAAUCUCAGUAUGGGUUGUUUUCGGGACAAAGAUUAAGUGGUCUAAUUGCUGGAUUUAAAAGUCACUCUUCAGGACCAUGAGUCAAGUUGUCGUGUUGGCGGGUGUGGUAGGCUACAGUGCAAGACAAAACAAAAUAUAGCAUGUUUACAUUUUUGGAGGUGUAUUUUGAUUAAUUUUAUUAAUGUUUUCUAGCAUGUCCAAAGAAUCCUAUCAGCUGGAAAAAAAUUUCAAAUUCUUCACUCAACACAGGUGUUCACGAAAUUUUGAAAUCUCAUCUCGAAAAGUGCAAAAAAGGUGGGCGUGGCACUUUUGAGAUUUUCAAAAAAACACCCUAAAUCUGGGAGAAGAUGAUCAACCAAACCGAUUGUAUUUUGAGCACGCCAGUGUGUUGAGCCUUUUAAAAAAUAGACAAUCAUGCUGUCUUUCAGUUCACUGUAUCUUUUAUACUAAGUUUGUGAUAUUUUCUUCCAGGGUUCGUUUGGCAAGCCAGCAAAAUCACCAGAUAGUGGACCCAGACCCAGGAAAGUGUUACAUGCGCCAGAAACAAGCAAACUGUCCGAGGUGUAGAUCAACAGUAGUACCGGUAGCCAGUACCAGCACAUCUGAUGACACGACUGCGCCAAGCGAUGGAUGGUCUAAACAGACAAUGUGUGUACUCCAAACUUUUGGCCACAACUGCAUAAUGCAACAUGUCAAGAAGUCGAGAAAGAACUCAAUAUAUGUUGAGAAGCCCCUAGAAAAGUGCUACCGCUUUUUCUUUGAGAACUAUGUUCACAACAUUCAGGCUGUUAAAAGGGACACAACUACCCACCUGAAGGCAA